AUGUUGGCACGAGUACACACCCUUGACGUGCCGAUUACUAAGGAGCCAGAAGUGAUGACCUGCGCUCGCGGUUGGGUGACUAAAUUCCGUCAAACCGCUGGAGGAUCUCGACCAAUCAAACUGUACUGCACGGCCGCUCGUGUACCUCGUGAAUCGUAUCCUUCAUCAAUCACCUGUGAUGAGCUCGAGCAAGAGCUGCAAUUUGUCGAGGACUUUUUAGUGAAGAGUAAAAGCCCCGUGGUGUUCUCUCAUAAUGACCUUCAGGAAGGAAACAUUUUACUCUGCGAUGAAUGUAAACUCAAUGAUGACGGCUGCAUAAAGCGUCCAAAUGAUGGCAAUCAUGAAGCGGAUCCUUUGGUUUUCAUCGAUUUCGAAUACUGUAGCUACAAUUAC
This is a messenger RNA of Ostertagia ostertagi, 393 nucleotides long. The record is from the annotation of a GenBank genome assembly. NCBI's taxonomy places the organism in Eukaryota, Metazoa, Nematoda, Chromadorea, Rhabditida, Trichostrongylidae.